AUCCAGAGCUCUUCUGGGUCCUGCAGCUUUGUUUGCAGCAGGGUGAGGGUUUGGGGAAAGCAUCAGUGGGGGGGGGGAAUAGCAGGGAGCCUUCCUGCUCAUUUGUUUCUUUUCCUCCCCAGUGCACGAUGACGAGGAUGCUGCUGUCAACAGGAUUGCGUUGGAGCUGUGCACCUUCACCCUGGCCGUGGCGCUGGGCGCUGUGCUGCUGCUCCCCUUCUCCAUCAUCAGCAACGAGGUGCUGCUCUCCUUCCCCCACAACUACUACAUCCAGUGGCUGAACGGCUCCCUCAUCCACGGCCUCUGGAACUUGGUCUUCCUCUUCUCCAACCUGUCCCUCGUCUUCCUCAUGCCCUUCGCGUAUUUCUUCACGGAGUCGGAGGGAUUUGCUGGAUCCAAGAAGGGCAUCAUGGCCCGCGUGUACGAGACGUCGGUGGUGCUGCUGCUGCUGACGCUGCUGGUGUUGGGCAUGGUCUGGGUGGCCUCUGCCAUCGCCGGUAACGAUGCUGCGAGCCGCCAGUCCCUCUACGACCUCUGGGAGUGCUACCUGCCCUACCUCUACUCCUGCAUCUCGCUCUUUGGCGUGCUGCUCCUGCUGCUGUGCACCCCGUUUGGCCUCUCCACCAUGUUCACCGUCACCGGGAAGCUGCUGGUGAAGCCCCGGCUCCUGGAGGACCUGGACGAGCAGCUGAGCUGCACGAGGUUCGAGGAGGCUGCCGUGUCCCACAGGAUCGCGUCCGGCAGGGCUUCCUGCUGGCUGGACCUGAACGUGGCUCUGCUGCGGGAGCAGCUCCUCAGCAUCCAGAGCGAGAGGAAGAAGCUGGGUGAGGACGCUGCAGCGGGCUGCGGCCCCGGGGACAGCGGGGGGCUCCCGGGUCCCACCCGAGCGCGGAUCCCGGAGCCGUGGGUGUGA
Messenger RNA from Numida meleagris (helmeted guineafowl), 913 nucleotides. Its product is annotated as protein LMBR1L-like. The transcript has 9 exons. Bases 350 to 913 code for a protein of 187 amino acids. Gene Ontology annotation, biological process: receptor-mediated endocytosis; signal transduction. Gene Ontology annotation, molecular function: transmembrane signaling receptor activity. The record is from RefSeq and is a predicted model, not a curated record. NCBI's taxonomy places the organism in Eukaryota, Metazoa, Chordata, Aves, Galliformes, Numididae.